This is a messenger RNA of Acanthoscelides obtectus, 206 nucleotides long. The record is from the annotation of a GenBank genome assembly. NCBI's taxonomy places the organism in Eukaryota, Metazoa, Arthropoda, Insecta, Coleoptera, Chrysomelidae.
UAUCAUGACUGAAAUAUCCGAGUUGAGAUCUUCGCCAGCAUGCAUUCUGAGAUCCACCCUCCCCCACCACUUUUUGAGCAGAAUGUGGCUAAGCACCUUAAUGAUGAAGAUUUUGCUGUUGAUAUACCGGGAGAUGGCGAACAAGAAGAAAUCCAUAAUCAACAUGGUGCUGACUAUGCAGAUGGAGUGAUACGUCAGAGAGGUCA